This is a messenger RNA of Zea mays, 1888 nucleotides long. Its product is annotated as betaine aldehyde dehydrogenase. The record is from RefSeq and is a predicted model, not a curated record. The transcript has 14 exons. Lineage: Eukaryota; Viridiplantae; Streptophyta; Magnoliopsida; Poales; Poaceae. Gene Ontology annotation, molecular function: oxidoreductase activity, acting on the aldehyde or oxo group of donors, NAD or NADP as acceptor. The coding region runs from base 81 to 1595 and encodes 504 amino acids.
GCAAUUUGCAAAGCACGGCGAGCGGAGGCCAGAUCAAAAAGUAGCACGGCGCAGCGAGCCAGCGAUAUACCACAUGACACAUGUCCACACCCCUCUGCGUUCGGUCACCAAACAGUCAGCGCAGGGCAGGGCAGCCUGAAAGAAAGCGGCGGCGGCAGCAGGUCACUGGCUCACUGCUCUGUCCUCUCGUCUCCAGAGUUCAGACCACCGCAUCGCCAUGGCGCCGCCGCAGACGAUCCCCCGGCGCGGCCUCUUCAUUGGCGGGGCCUGGAGGGAGCCGUGCCUCGGGCGCCGCCUGCCCGUCGUCAACCCGGCCACCGAGGCCACCAUCGAUUAAAGACAGGAAAUCUGAGCUGGCUUUGCUGGAGACACUUGAUUCUGGAAAGCCUCUGGAUGAAGCAAGUGGAGACAUGGACGAUGUCGCUGCAUGCUUUGAGUACUAUGCUGAUCUGGCAGAAGCUUUAGAUGGGAAGCAACAGUCACCGAUCUCUCUGCCUAUGGAAAACUUUAAGUCGUAUGUACUUAAAGAACCCAUUGGGGUUGUUGGACUGAUCACUCCUUGGAAUUAUCCUCUGUUGAUGGCAACUUGGAAGGUCGCACCUGCCUUGGCUGCUGGGUGUACAACUAUAUUAAAACCUUCAGAGUUGGCUUCUGUGAGCUGCUUAGAGCUUGGUGCAAUAUGUAUGGAAAUAGGCCUACCACCAGGUGUCUUGAACAUAAUUACUGGUCUGGGCCCUGAAGCUGGUGCUCCAUUAUCCUCACAUUCCCAUGUGGAUAAGGUUGCUUUUACUGGAAGUACAGAGACUGGUAAGAGGAUAAUGAUUUCAGCUGCCCAAAUGGUUAAGCCUGUUUCAUUAGAGCUUGGUGGGAAAAGUCCUCUUAUUGUCUUUGAUGACAUUGGUGACAUUGACAAAGCUGUUGAAUGGACCAUGUUUGGGAUCUUCGCGAAUGCUGGUCAAGUCUGCAGUGCUACUUCUCGUUUACUGCUGCAUGAGAAAAUUGCAAAGAAAUUCUUGGAUAGAUUGGUUGCAUGGGCAAAGAAUAUAAAAGUCUCAGAUCCACUGGAGGAAGGCUGCAGACUGGGUUCAGUUAUCAGUGAAGGACAGUACGAGAAGAUAAAGAAAUUCAUCUCGACUGCAAGAAGUGAAGGUGCCACAAUUCUGUAUGGAGGUGGCCGACCACAGCAUCUCAGAAGAGGGUUCUUUCUUGAACCUACAAUUAUAACAGAUGUUAGUACGUCAAUGCAAAUUUGGCAAGAGGAAGUCUUUGGACCAGUUAUCUGUGUUAAGGAGUUUAGGACAGAGAGUGAAGCUGUGGAACUUGCAAAUGAUACUCACUAUGGUUUAGCUGGUGCCGUGAUCUCCAAUGAUCAGGAGAGGUGCGAGCGCAUUUCAAAGGCUCUUCACUCUGGUAUUAUUUGGAUAAAUUGCUCGCAACCAUGCUUCGUCCAAGCUCCUUGGGGAGGGAACAAGCGGAGCGGUUUUGGUCGGGAGCUCGGAGAAUGGGGUCUUGAUAACUACCUGACAGUUAAGCAAGUCACCAAGUAUUGCUCGGAUGAACCGUGGGGAUGGUACCAGCCUCCAUCUAAGCUGUGAAGGGGCAUUCACUCCAGGGAAUGUAAUGCAUCAUUAACUGACAGCAUCAGUCCUGUUAAUGGACAGGAGCUCGUGUACAGUACAGUGCUCGUAAAAAAAGCUCUUUGAUGGUAAAGUUGCUUGCUGCUAUCACUACUCCAGACCAGAAUUCAGGACUGGAGAGUACGAUGUCAUGAGUUGUACUACUUGUUAGUCUGCACUCUUAUCAUUCGAAGUUUGGCAGUGGUGUGUAGUUGCACUUGGAAGAUUGCAAUAAUAAUAAAGAUAAUUGGAUAAUUGAUCCAUUUUAAUCA